CAGUUGCGUGACAUAGCAAAAUGGCUUCCAACAGUACGCGGUGGGGCAUAAUGGGCGCUAGUCGAAUUGCUCACGAUUUCAUGGUGGCAUUGAAAACAUUACCAGAAAUCGAACACACAGUAGUUGCAGUAUCCUCUCGUUCCCUAGAGAGAGCAACUGAAUUUGCAGUGAGACAUAAAAUCGCAAAAGCAUACGGUUCUUACAAGGAACUCGCGGAAGACGAAGAUGUGGAGGUUGUUUAUGUCGGUACUAUCCAUCCAGAGCAUGCACCGCUUUGUAAACUGGCACUUAGUCACGGAAAGCAUGUCCUUUGUGAAAAACCCAUUACCCUGAAUCUUAAGAACACCAAGGAAUUGUUUGAUCUGGCGAAGGUGAAAGGACUUUUCAUUAUGGAGGCACUAUGGACAAGAUUUUUUCCACUUUAUGCGGAAGUUAAGAACCUGGUAGACUCAAACAUUCUCGGAGAGAUUCGAGUUGCUAUGGUUUCUUUUGGAAUAAGCGCAGAUCAUGUAGAACGCUUACAAGACCCUGCCAUGGGUGGAGGUGCACUUCUGGACGUAGGAAUAUAUUGUUUGAAUAUUGUUGAUAUGAUAUUUGGUGGUCAAGAACCUACAAGUAUAUCUGCCAUGGGUCAGAAAACACCAGCUGGUGUAGAUUCGACGUUAACAAUAACAAUGCUUUAUGCAGAAAACAGAACAGCUUCAUUAACCAUAAGCAUGG
Molecule: messenger RNA, 720 nt
Organism: Pocillopora damicornis (cauliflower coral)
Lineage: Eukaryota; Metazoa; Cnidaria; Anthozoa; Scleractinia; Pocilloporidae
Product: trans-1,2-dihydrobenzene-1,2-diol dehydrogenase
Molecular function (GO): nucleotide binding
Source: RefSeq, a predicted model, not a curated record